AGAGCCAACUUCCAACGAAAGUGCCAAUGAGAAUCCAAUCUAGCUCCCGAUUGCAUAUUUUCAUUAUAUGGAGUUGUGUAGUACACGGUACAGUAACAUGUCAUGAAGUAACAUUCUAUGUACAAAAUAAAUGCCCAUUUCCCAUUUGGCCGGCUGUUGCCCCCAACUCUGGCCACCCGGUGCUGGCCUCCGGUGGAUUUUACCUGCCAUGCGGAAACACCAGACGCAUCGAUGUUCCUUGGGGUUGGAAUGGUCGUAUUUGGGCUAGAACAGGCUGUGAUUUCACUUCAAAUUGGAAUCAAGCAUGUGAAACGGGUGAUUGUGAUGGACGUUUGGAGUGUAACGGGUUGAUCGGAAAACCACCGGCAACACUUAUCCAAAUUGCGGUACAAGCAGACAAAUCGAAACUCAAUUUCUAUGAUGUAAGUCUUGUGGACGGUUAUAACCUCCCGGUCUCAGUGACCUCCAAGCCCAUAUCAUCCAAAUGCACCAUCUUUGGUUGCCAUAGAGAUCUCAAAACUACUUGUCCCGAAGAAUUACAGGUUGUGAACAAAGAAGGACGAGUCGUGGCAUGCAAGAGUGCUUGCUUAGCGUUUGAUAACGACAGGUUUUGCUGUCGGAAUGCGUACGGAACGCCGGAAAAGUGCAAAAGGACUACAUACUCUAUGUUGUUUAAAGAAGCUUGUCCCAGUUAUUACAGUUAUGCCUACGAUACACCUCCUCCUCUGGUCACGUGCUCUGCCAAAGAAUAUAUUAUCACGUUUUGUCCGUCAAGUUGGGGUCACAGUUCCACGUAAAAAAAUCUCCAAAACAACAUUAAACGACGAUAUUAUAAGUACUUUUACAACACGAUAAUGGAUGUAUUUGAUCUAGCAUAAAGUAUCAUUAUGAACGGAUUAUAUGUAUUUCCUUUUGCUGGGGCCUUAAAUGCCCAAGUAUGUUAUACCAGAUUAUAAAAUGCGAGAUGGACCGUCUGAUCAUAAUUUCUGGGAAUGAGGGGCCAAUUGAAAAAACUUCGACUUUGCUAAGAGCAUCUCCAAAAAGACAUUCUAUUUUAAAGUUUGCAAAACUCUAUUUUUGAAGUUUCAAUAUGUUCUUCUCCAAAAGCUAAACUGCAAAUCUAACUCUAAAAUUAUUUGUAUUUUACUCUAUG
Eruca vesicaria subsp. sativa (arugula) is the source of this 1153-nucleotide messenger RNA. The record is from the annotation of a GenBank genome assembly. Lineage: Eukaryota; Viridiplantae; Streptophyta; Magnoliopsida; Brassicales; Brassicaceae.